UUCGCCUCCUGCAAGCAGUACGGCAUCACCGGUGACAACGUGCGCCAGGAGCUGCUGGCCUUGGUGAAGGACCUGCCGUCGCUGCUGUCUGAGAUCGGGGCAGGAGCCAGUGCGCUCUCCGAGGCCAUCGAGCUGUAUCAGGCCUGCGUGGAGUUUGUGUGCGAGAGCUCAGCAGAGCUGGUGGUGCCCCUGCUCCGGCACGUGGGGAAGAGAGAGCGGCCGGAGGUGGAGGAGGUGCCGGAGCAGCCGAAGGAGGACACGAUUGACUGGGGAGACUUCACGCUGGAGCCGACCAGGCAGGAUGAUGGCAUUGAUUGGGGAGACGGUGAAAGCGAGGGCGUGCAGAUCACAGUGCUGGAGGCCGGCACUGAGGUGCCCGAGGGGGUCGCCCGCGGCUCCGACGCCCUGACACUCCUGGAAAAUGCCCAGACCCGGAGCCAGUUCAUCGACGAAAGCCAGCAGCUGGAGCUGUUCCUGUCCCAGCGCCUGGUGGAGAUGGAGGAGGAGGCUGACAUCGUGGCCAUGAGCCAGUUCCAGCUGGCCCCCGCCGUGCUGCAGGGCCAGACCAGUGCCCGUGUGGGCUCUCUCCUGGCUACCACCCGGGCUCUGCUGGGCCAGCUCUGCACCCGCAGCAUGCAGCACCUCUUCAUGAUCCUCGCCUCCCCCAGGUACGUGGACCGCGUGAGCGAGCUGCUCGGGCAGAAGCUGAAGCAGGCGCAGCUGCUGCUGGCCAAGAAGGAGGUGAUGGGCCAGAAGCGGCAGGAGGCCCUGGCAGAGCAGGGCGCCUUGGAGCCCAAGCUCGACCGCCUGCUGGAGAAGACCAAGGAGCUCCAGAAGCUG
Messenger RNA from Phaethon lepturus (White-tailed tropicbird), 840 nucleotides. RefSeq names its product CDK5 regulatory subunit associated protein 3 (gene CDK5RAP3). Gene Ontology annotation, cellular component: endomembrane system. The transcript has 9 exons. Gene Ontology annotation, biological process: regulation of cyclin-dependent protein serine/threonine kinase activity; regulation of mitotic cell cycle. The annotation marks the transcript as partial. NCBI's taxonomy places the organism in Eukaryota, Metazoa, Chordata, Aves, Phaethontiformes, Phaethontidae. The record is from RefSeq and is a predicted model, not a curated record.